Molecule: messenger RNA, 2329 nt
Organism: Ailuropoda melanoleuca (giant panda)
Lineage: Eukaryota; Metazoa; Chordata; Mammalia; Carnivora; Ursidae
Gene: LY6G5B
Product: lymphocyte antigen 6 family member G5B
Exons: 3
Coding region: 349-1308 (319 amino acids)
Cellular component (GO): external side of plasma membrane
Source: RefSeq, a predicted model, not a curated record
GUAGAGCAGAAUUUCUAGUACUGGAUAUGGAGAUGUGCAAGGCCACAAGGAAAAGACCAGGGGAAAACAGAUUUCAAAGUGUAGAGACAUAUUUCUUCUUUUCGGCCACCUAAGGCUGUAUAUUUAUACCGUAAGGAGUAUAAUCAACAGCAAAAUCUUCGGUUUUGAUUUUAUAGGGCAAGUGGUCCUGAAAUAAACAGGACCAGAGGGGGUGGAGAGAGGGACAAGGUCCAGAAUUGCUGUCAGGUGGUGUUUGUGCGCCCCCUGCUGGGAGAGCUAAGACAAUGCUCAUCUCAGAAGGAUGGGGGCCCUGGGUGCCUGGCCAAAGUUUUUCCCAGCACAAUAGGGAUGGUUCUGUUGUGUAGGGAGGACAGCAUGUGGUACCAGAGACAGAAGCUGAUCCAUGGACCCCUGAGGUAUGGGAAUAAAUCUUAUAAGGGCACGAGGGACAAAAUAGACAGCUGGAUAAAGGCUAGGUGGUGGUGUCUGGGCCGCUGCUCCCACGUUCAGGAACCCGACCUUGUGGGUGAGGACAUGCUGUCCUCCAGCCAAGUUAAUAACUUCCUCCCCCAGCCAAGGAAUAUAGCUCUGCGUCUACAGCUCCUGCUCAGACUGUCCAAACCACCCUGCAGCUCAGGAUCAAGGAGCAUGGUCACAGGAAGGUGGGGUUUCGGGAUACCCAGCAGGGACUGCCCUCUCCCCCCGAAUCCCAUCACGAAGGGCCGUAUGCUUGUAGGUGUGCUGGUCAUGGUGGGCUUCGCAGUGGGAAAAGCUCCUGUUCCUGAAGUCCGAACCUGCCACCUCUGCCUCUUAGAAGACCCUUCUACGGGGUGCAUUUCAGGCUCAGAGAAGUGCACCAUUAGCACCCCAUCGCCGUGUAUGGUGAUCACCAUCUAUUAUGAUACCAAGAUUCGUUUCUUCAUCCGAGGCUGUGGACAGUAUAAUUCUUAUCGCUGCCAAGAAAAACGCAAUACCUACUUCUCGGAGUACUGGUACCAGGCUCAGUGCUGCCAGUAUGAUUACUGCAACUCCUGGUCCAGCCCCCAGCUCCACAGCUCCCCACCUGAUCCCCCAGCCGGGGCUGGGGCCGGGGCUGUGCCUCUGUCCGAGUCCCAGAUUCAGUGGUUCUACCAGGCCCUGAACCUCUCACUGCCUCUCCACAGCUUCCAUGCUGGGAAGGAGCCCGAAGGCCCGAACCCCCCGGCCAUCCUGCCCCUGAACCUGAGCUUGUCCAUUGCUGACCUGCGCCGCAUAUAUUUGUUCCUCAACAGCUCGGGGCUUUUGGUUCUUCCCUGGGCUAGGCCUUGAUGCCUUAGCCUUCCUGGAUUUCACUCUAUUCCAGCAUCUCUCCCCUAACACCACAGCCCCCUGCACUGCCCUCCUAGAACACCCACAUUCUCUGCUCUGUGAUUUCUCUGGCCUCCCUUCCACCGUACUUCUAGCGUGACUAUGAUUUUGGUGUCUUUCUUUCCCAGAAACUGGUGGUGCUGCACCUCCUAGAAAAUAAUGAGGUCAGAGUCUGCCCAGGCUGGCCUGGGAAGGCACAGUGGCUUCCUCGUCCUUUUCCUGUCACCGGAGUCCAUCAUCCCCCUCAUCUUUCCAGUCCCCUGUCAAUCUGGUCACCUGCUGUCCCCAUUCAGAUCUGGUUGUAGAUCACAUCCUAUGCCUGUCUUUAGACCCAGACUGAACUUGAAGCAAGAAGAAUGAAGGGUAGACUUCUGUGCACAUUUCCUGACUAGGCAUUGUGGUGUCCCUGCCUUUCUGCCUCCACCCCCACCCUUGCCCUGGUUGCCUGCUUCUCUCCUCGUUGCAGUCCUUGGCUUUCUCAGCCCCACUUCACGUCACUGAGUCCUGACACCCACUUCAAUAGAUGCUAGGGGAGAGGAGAGGCGAGGGUUUGGCCUGCUCUCUUCCACAUCUACUGCUUGCUCUCCACAACCUCCACAAUAAAUGGACUGGGCUAAGUCUGUGUCACACUGUUUAUGGGGUCAGGCUCAGGUAUGGGCAAGUAUAGACCAGUUAAAGAAGGUUGACUGGGCAUGGGGAUCAAACCAUCUACAGCCUGGCCCACUCCACUUGGCCUUUGUGGCUUCCUCAUGGCUUGCCCCCUAAGAGCCUAUAACCAUCCCACCUUCUGCUUAGCUAGAGAUCUGUUCAGCUAUGAGGAUUAUGACUUCUGUCAGCCUUUGACUUACCCCACAGGGGCGGCUGGCUGGUUCAGUCAGUAGAGCAUGUGACUCUUGAUCUUGGGGUUGUAAGUUCGAGCCCCAUGUUGGGUGUAGACAUUACUUAAAAUUUUUUAUUUAUGUGACAGAGAGACAGCCAGCUA